Molecule: messenger RNA, 845 nt
Organism: Aspergillus aculeatinus CBS 121060
Lineage: Eukaryota; Fungi; Ascomycota; Eurotiomycetes; Eurotiales; Aspergillaceae
Exons: 1
Coding region: 53-748 (231 amino acids)
Source: RefSeq, a predicted model, not a curated record
UUUUUCUUCAUUCCUAUUCAAUCACAUUAAGACCGCACGAGUCAAAUCUAAGAUGGAAGGCCCCCUCAGCCCCACAAGACCAGUUCAAAUCACCCUCAUCUCAUAUGGCCAUGCUAACGGGCCUGUGGUACAACAACCUCGGAAGGCCCGAUAUCACCAAACCUUAGCCUACAACAUUCGACACUUGCCUAACCCACCCCGCCAUCUGCGGGUCAAAGCAACCGGCCUGUCGCGGCGGUUGCAGAAGGAGUUCCUCCAGAAUGAUGCGGUCGAGGCCUUCUUGGUCAAGGUCCAACACGAGAUAGUCAAUGCGGUCCAAGAAAGCUGCGCACAGCCGCUGCGUUCCACAGCGCAGGAAGAAAUUCAUGAGGGGGCCUCGCAGACUGAUACGCCCCAGAUUGGGGAUGGCCAUUCCAGGGAAGAGCCCGACGGCGACGGCACAGAUGUCGAGAUCGUGGUGACAAUAUGUUGCGAGGAGGGCCGUCAUCGGAGUGUGGCGUUUGUGGAGGAGCUCGCUCGACGGCUGGCUACCGUCGAAGAAGGGGAUGGUGUUCUGCAGCGCUGGGUAAUGAAUGUGAACAAAAUGCAUCGCGAUAUUGAAGAUGGCGGGAAUUUUGAGCAAUCUCAAGGUCAGGGCAGCCGUCCAAACAAGGUUCAGGCUCAGACUCGACAGCGAGAACGACGUGAGAAGAGAAAUCGGUUUGGACCGCGGCUUGGAGACGAGGAUGACACGGACCAUAUUCAUUGAUUCUAUAGUAAAUUGUUUUAUAUGUGCGGUAUAGAGGCUACACUAUGUACAUCAAUGCAUCUCUGCGCAGACCUAAGUAGCAUAUACUUUCUUGCCC